GCUUAUAGUAUUGAUCAGAUGCUGCCAUUAGGCUAAUAUGGAGGAAUUCAGUAAGGAUGGUCCCUCAGCAGCCAAAAAGACAAAAGUGACUACAGAGGAUAGUGAAGUCAACAAUGAAAAUAGCCAUGGAAGUGGAGGCUUUGCUCCAAGUGGUGAAGAAGAGACAAGCAAUGAGUUAUUUAACCAAGACACUGAACCUUAUGACAUAGAGAGCUGUGAAUCUAAUGAGAAUUUAUUUGGAGGAGGAGUAUCGAGUCCAACUGUCAAAGAUUCUGACAGCCCACUCAGAGAGGAAGCAGGAACACCUGUGGUGGAGAUAGAGGAAAAGCAAAAGUCUUUUCCUUCAAAGAUGAAGACUAUUGAGUCUGUCUUGCAGGAUGCCAAGUUAAUAACAAAUAUUGUGGAGGGUAUUGAUGUUGAUGCUGUGUAUGAAAAACUCAAAACCAGACGAGGAAAACCAAACAGAGUGGACUUGGUUAUAAAUGAAAUUUUGGAGAACAUUGAAAAGGUUAAGAAGGAGGGCAGUAAAGGCAAUUCAAAGGAAAACACAGCAAUUGUGGAGGAUCUGGUGAAAGUGAUUGACAAAGCCACAGCCAAUAUUUCAAGACUGCCCAUCACAGCAGGGGAAAUCCAGCAACUUUUGACUCAGCAUCAGGACAGACCAGAUAGAGUGGAUUAUGUUGUGAGCCAGGUAUUGGUAAAACAUUAUAAACCAUUACCCAAUCAAAAACAGGAAUAUGUGGAUGACAUGAUGAAAGUAUUGUCAGAUUUACCUAAUGCCGACCCAGAGCAUGUGUACAAACUUGUAGAGAAACAUGGUCAGGAGACAGACCGAGUUCAAAAGGUUAUUGAUUAUCUUCAGAAACAAAAAGACCCACAACAUUCUUUGCAAAAAGAAGCAUCUCUCCCAACAGAUCCUAAAUACCUUGAGGACCCUCUGUACAGAGAUAUGAGGAUUGUGUGUAAAGUGCUGCCUGAUAAAGAAGCAAAUGAAGUCUAUGAAUACUUGACAGCUCAUCAUGACAAGAAGGAUCGUCUCAAAGUGGUAAUAGAGGAGCUCAUGAAAUCUGGACAUUGUGACUCUCAGAGUUUUCCUCCCAGUGUGGACCAACAUUCAGCAGCUUUUUCAGAUGUUAUGGGUGUUGGAAGUAAUGGAACUUUGCCUAAAAACAUUCAAGAAGAGGUAGAUGAACUGAUGGAAAUAUUUCCAGAUUGUGAUCCAAAUUAUCUCUAUGAUGAACUUGAGGAACACUCAGAUGACAAAGAAAGACUUAAAAAUAUUGCCAUGAAAAUGUUUGAGCACAAAAAGUACCCAAGAUUGAAAGAUACAUUAGAGGAAAGAAAAAGGCGGGCUGAACACAACAAAAUUCAACAUCUUCAGUUUGAAAUGGAAUCAUUUCUUGUAAGAUUUCCUGACCCUUUGGGGACAUUUUUAAAUGUGGAACAAGAUAUGUCUAGUUCUUACAGGGAGCAUGCACUGCAGCAGCUCAGGAGAGAUUUUAGGCAGCUCAAAAAAUCAUUUAUCUUGAAAGCUCUUGAAAAAUACAAUUAUCAUUAUCAUUUGACGAAAAAAGAGAUUGAGAAGGAAUUAGAAAACACUCCUGUCAGGUCUAAGAAGUUUCGUAGAGAGCCCCUGCAAGAGGAAGAUUGUAGGAUGCCGGAGCAACCAGAGGAGUUCUUUUAUUAUGAGAAAUUGUUCUCCGAGAAUGAAGAGGAAAUCAAAAGAUAUCUCCAUGACAAGGAGCAAGUAUAUGAGCUCCGUCUUCAGGAAGCUAGGGACAAUGGAGAACUGAUGGAAUGUCAGUGCUGUUUUGAUGAGGAGUGUCUGUUUGAAGAUAUGGCUGCCUGUCCUGAUGGCCAUCUUUUCUGUAAAACUUGUAUCCGCAGAUCAGCUGAGGUGGUAAUUGGUCAAGGAAAGACUGAUUUCAAGUGUCUGACUGGGACAUGUUCCGAUAAUUUCUCACUAGCCACCCUACAGCAUAUUCUGCCUACCAGUGUGUUCUCCAUUGUUCUGAGGAAAAUGCAGGAAGAAGAAAUAAAGAAGGCAGAAAUCCCAGAUUUGGUCUCUUGUCCUUUUUGCAGUUUUGCAACCAUUAUGCCUGAUCAAAAUGAUAAAGUGUUCAAGUGCCUAAAUCCUGAGUGUCUAAAAGAGUCUUGCAGGUUAUGUAAUGAACCAAACCAUAUUCCUUUACGCUGUAAUGAGGUGGAGAAGCAGGGAGAAAUGAACAUGAGAACUUACAUUGAGGCUCGCCUGACGGAGGCCAUGAUCCGACGCUGUCAUGUCUGUCAAAAAGCAUUUGUUAAGGAGUUUGGCUGCAACAAGAUGACAUGUACCUGUGGGGCCACCAGUUGUUAUGUGUGCAGGGCUAAAGACAUCGACUAUGACCACUUUACAAAGGAAGAAUGUAACCAGGGUGACAUGAACAAGCUUCAUAGAGAGGAGAUGUUAAAAGCAGCAACAGAGGCUAGAGACAAAUAUAUCCAGGAUCACCCCGAGGCUGCUGAUAUCGAUCUGAAAUAUGAUCCCUUAAAACACAUAGAGGAGUUUGAAGGUUUGAAGGAAGGUGAAUAUGAUGGUGAUGAAGAUGAAGAAUAUGAUGAAGAGGAUUAAAAUUUUUGUAAAAUGUGCCAUUUUUUUAAUGUUUGAAAUGUAGAAAUUUCAUAUCAACAUUUAUCGUUUGAAGAGUGGGAGCGAAUACCGGUGCAUAUGUGCUUUAUUUCUAGAUAGAAAAAUUUUAUAUGGACAUACAUGUACAUGUAGAUGCAAGGAUCAUUUUGUACCACCUGAGUGAUGCAGUUGACCACUGGCAACCUGUUUCUUUCCAUUUUAGCAUGUUUUCAAUCUUUUUUUUUUUUAUCUUUAGCUUUGUUCCUGAAAACACUGUAUUAAUCUGUUUUAACUGUCUUCAAAUACAGAUAUGUAAUAUGAA
Messenger RNA from Saccostrea echinata, 2930 nucleotides. RefSeq lists its product as uncharacterized. Gene Ontology annotation, molecular function: zinc ion binding. The record is from RefSeq and is a predicted model, not a curated record. Bases 38 to 2611 code for a protein of 857 amino acids. NCBI's taxonomy places the organism in Eukaryota, Metazoa, Mollusca, Bivalvia, Ostreida, Ostreidae. The transcript has 7 exons.